AUGAGCCAUUUGCAGAACUUACUGUUAGAUACCCUCCUGGGAACAAAGCAUGUGGACAGUGCAGCCCUCAUCAAACUCCAAGAACGAAGCUUGUGUGUAGCAUCACCAGGAUUUAGUAUAAUGCCUGGUGAUGUCCGAACACUUGUGAAUGGAUUCGCCAAGAACCCUUUGCAAACCAGAAGAGAAGGAUUGUAUUUCAAGGAAAAGGACUACAAAUGUAUCCGGGCAGAUGACUAUUCUCUUUAUGCUAAGAAUGAAAACACUGGUGUGGUUGUUGUGAAGACCCAUCUGUAUCUUCUGGUGGCAACUUACACUGAAGGCAUGUAUCCUAGUGUUUGUGUGGAAGCCACAGAGAAGCUGGGAGAAUAUCUAAGAAGAAAAGGAAAUUAA
Molecule: messenger RNA, 390 nt
Organism: Neomonachus schauinslandi (Hawaiian monk seal)
Lineage: Eukaryota; Metazoa; Chordata; Mammalia; Carnivora; Phocidae
Gene: PFN4
Product: profilin family member 4
Exons: 4
Coding region: 1-390 (129 amino acids)
Cellular component (GO): cell cortex
Molecular function (GO): actin monomer binding
Source: RefSeq, a predicted model, not a curated record